Nothobranchius furzeri (turquoise killifish) is the source of this 2039-nucleotide messenger RNA. RefSeq names its product tripartite motif containing 69 (gene trim69). Lineage: Eukaryota; Metazoa; Chordata; Actinopteri; Cyprinodontiformes; Nothobranchiidae. Gene Ontology annotation, molecular function: zinc ion binding; ubiquitin protein ligase activity; protein binding. Gene Ontology annotation, biological process: protein ubiquitination. The record is from RefSeq and is a predicted model, not a curated record. Gene Ontology annotation, cellular component: cytoplasm.
AUGACGUUUUUUUAGGGGAAAAGGGGGCGGCUUAGAUUCCCUGGAUGGCUGUUGCAGAGGCUGAGAGAAGCCACUUCUGCGGAAACCCAUUCACUUCCCCAGCGUGCAACAGGAAGACUGGAAGAACGUAGAGGUCCAGCUGUACUGUCAGAACAAAGGAAAAUAACAAGGGUGGAGGCAUGAGCAACAUUCAGAAAGAAGUAAAGAAAAUCCAGUCGGUUUAUCUGCAAAACCUGGAAAGACUCAAUCAAGGGCUAAAGCAUGAAAACAAGAGCUGGAAACCCAAAGAGGGAGAAUUUGCUGUGCAAGCGGAGAUGGAGAAGCAGCGACCAGCUUCUGCAGCUGGACAAGUUGCCAACAGCUCAGCUAACAGAAUCAGCAGAGAUUUGACCUGCUCCAUUUGUCUGGAUCUGUUCAAGCAGCCCGUUUCUUUGCCUUGCGAUCACACGUUUUGCCAGGGUUGCAUUGAGGGUUACUGGACUGGACCUAGAGGCCCGGGGCAGGGGGGAACAGGCGCCUGCCCUCAGUGCAGGAAGAUGUACCCUGGACAGUGCUACAGACCCAACCGCAUCGUUGCCAACAUAGUGGAGAGUUACUGCCAUGGUCUGGAGGAGGGCGGCAGCUGCCUGGUGGAUGCUGGAGGAGCAGAGAGGGUCACCGCUCCGGUACCGAGCUGCAGCCGGCACAGGGAGGAGCUGAAGCUGUACUGUGAGGAGGACCAGGAGCUGGUAUGUUUGGUGUGUGGCGUGUCCCAGGAACACAGAAACCACACCAUGGUGUGUGUGCAGGAGGCUGAGCAGAAGUACAGGGGAUUUCUAAACAGCUCAAUGGAUUCCUUAAAAGCUGAGCUCAACACAGCUCUGGAGUGUGACAGGGAAGCUGAGGAUGAAGUGAAAAAGCUCAAGGAGCACACAGCUGACCUGAAGCAGCGCAUCGAGGCCCAGUUCAGUGACCUGCACCAGUUUCUGUACCAGGAGGAGAAGCUGCUGCAGGUGAAGUUGAAGACAGAGGAGCGGAGGGAGCUGAUCCGCCUGGAUGAGCACAAGGCUCUGCUGUGUGUGGAGAUCUCCCGUCUGCAGAGGGCCGUCCACGAGAUCGAGGACAAGCUCAGAGAGCAGGACCCGUUCACUCUGCUCCGGAGCAUCAAAGCCUUGCUCCAAAGGCCUUCUCUGAAGUUUGAGAAACCGGUGUUCACACCCCCCAGUCUGUGUGAGGGCCGCUUUGCAGGGCCUCUUCAGUACCGAGUGUGGAAAUCCAUGAAGGGAAGCCUUUAUCCAGUUCCAGCAGCCAUCACGUUUAACUCCAGCACAGCCAACCCUUGGCUCAGCCUGAGCUCCUCCCUCACCUGCGUCCGCUACCAGAACUUCAACCACACGGUUGAGGACAACCCAAACAGAUUCAACGCCGCCCUGUCUCUGCUGGGCAGCCAAGGCUUCACCCACGGCCGACACUACUGGGAGAUAGAAGUGUACAGCAGCACCGUGUGGACGGUGGGGGUCGCCCGGGAGUCGGUGCCCAGGAAGGGAGUCAUCAAAGCUCUUCCUGCCAAUGGCUUCUGGACUCUCUCACUCUCUUAUGGGAUUCAGUACAUGGCCGGCACAUCCCCUCCUACUUUGCUGUCUCUGGAGGAGCCGCUGGCCCGGAUCGGGGUGUACCUGGACUACAAACGAGGCCUGGUGUCCUUCUACAAUGCAGAGAGCAUGACACAUCUGUACACCUUCAGGGAGACCUUCACAGAGACCCUGUACCCUUACUUCAACCUCGGCUUCCUUGAUAAAGUGCAUGAAAAUGAGCCCCUUAAAGUCUUCCUACCAAAGAUUUGAGAUGAAUCAUGUGACGCUGUACAGACUAAACUCUUAUUUGUAAAUAUGUAACUGGUGCAUUUGUAUGUCCCAAGAAAUAAUUUUUAUGUAUCAUAAAAACGUUUUACACAAGAUAAGUUUGUAAUCUGCAGCUUGUGCUGCACAUUUCAUUUCUGAGAAGCCGUGCUUCAGUGAAGAAUGUAAAACUCUGCAGAUUAAAGAGAAUACAUAAUCCUC